Messenger RNA from Ilex paraguariensis (yerba mate), 714 nucleotides. The record is from the annotation of a GenBank genome assembly. Lineage: Eukaryota; Viridiplantae; Streptophyta; Magnoliopsida; Aquifoliales; Aquifoliaceae.
AUGAUCGCUGUUAUACGUUUCAUCUAUCGUCUAUUAUCUUUUCUUGGGAAAGAAAUGGAGGGGUAUAGAAGGAAGGAUGAGGUCUGUCCACAGUUGCUUGAUUUGAUUCCAAAAGAGAGAGAAUGGGUUGUGAAAGGAGAAGAAAAAAGAAGCCAUGGACUUUCAGAGGAUAAAAAGCUCGAGCUAAGGCUUGGUCCACCAGGCGAUGACUGGACCACCAAAAAUACUUCCAAAACCAACCCUGUACAAGGAGAUGAGUCUCUUCAUACUAUUGGGUACCCAAACACCUCGUCUAGUGCAAAGAGAGGGUACAUAGAAGCUAGUUGGAUCAUGAACAACAAAGGAAGCCAAAGCCAGAAAUUUUCUUCUUCUGAGAGUCCAACUGAGACUGUGUUGCCAUCUCCAUGGUCAUCUUCAGGUAAUUACCAGGUUAAAGCCCAGCAACAGCAGACAAAGGCUCCAUUUCUUCAGCUCAAAUCAACCCCACAAAGCUUGCCUGUUAUGGCAAAGGAAUCGUCACAGCCAUGUUGUACUAAAGUGGUAGACUUGCAGAGUGCAGAAAAGAAGACAUUUUCUCCGGCGCCUGCAAAUACAGCUGUGCCCAACAGCUCUCAGAAAAGGUACGUAGCUCCCCAGCUUUAUGUUUAUUGUUUUCCUUUUGGACACAGGACAUUCACUAUUUNAGAGAGAGAAAAGAGAACCCACUUUUACUGA